AUGACAAAAUAUGCAGAUUUAGCAUUUUUGCCAAAUUGUACAAUAAAAACAAAUAACCCAUUGUCGUCACCUUUACCUUUAUCAUCAACAACAAAUUCUAGUCAUAAGACAACAUUUGGAUUCAGUAAAACAGUUAAAGAGGUAACAAGUCACGAACACGAACAACAACAACAGCAUAAUUCUAUUUCAUCUUCGAAUCAACAUUAUUUUACCAGUUUGUCUAAAAGUACUGUGAAUCGUUUAUAUGAUAUUGAGAUUAGCUCAUGUUCAACAGCCUAUGAAUCAGUUAUGGAGUUUGCACCAACGUGUGAUGAAGUGAUCUCGAAGCAGAAAACAACCAGAGAAGUUUAUGAAGAUGCUGAAGCUCUAUAUCGACAUUUAUCUGAUUUAAAACAACAAUCAAAUAAUUCAGAUAUUCAAACAACAGAUUCAUCUAAUUAUCAUUGA
This is a messenger RNA of Heterobilharzia americana, 447 nucleotides long. The record is from the annotation of a GenBank genome assembly. NCBI's taxonomy places the organism in Eukaryota, Metazoa, Platyhelminthes, Trematoda, Strigeidida, Schistosomatidae.